GUUCUUCUCAAACCAAUUAUUGAUGUAGCUGGUUUGGAUAUUUCACAUUGGUUCGAUCCUCGUACUAAUGAUAUUCGUCAUCACAUUGACCCAGUUACACAUUGUUUACUUCCAUAUACUCCUCAUGGUCGUUUUAUUCAUGUAGCACCACCAUUUCCAUCAAGUGAUUUUGCUAAUGACUAUGGUAUUCCAUGGUGGAAAGAUCCAAAGUAUAAAAUUGGUGUUUUAUCAAAAAAAGUUCGUACUAUUCGUAUUCUUAAUGUUCUUACAUUACAAGAUCAUAUUAUUGAAGUUUGCUCAGAAGAAAAUAUGCAUGAAAUUCUUGAACGUUAUUUAAAAUAUAAUCAACAUGCAUCAAGUUAUACAUGGAAAUAUGAUGGAAAAGUUUUAGAUAUGGAUAAAACAUUAGAAGAAAAUGGUAUUAGAGAUGAUGAUAAUGAUUUUGAUAGACUUAAAAUGCGUGAUGAUAGUUAUUUACAAUCAAUUAUGUUGUAUUAUAAUGAUGAUUUAACAGAAGCUUAA
This is a messenger RNA of Adineta steineri, 522 nucleotides long. The record is from the annotation of a GenBank genome assembly. Lineage: Eukaryota; Metazoa; Rotifera; Eurotatoria; Adinetida; Adinetidae.